AAUAGCAUGCUUUAUUUGAUAAAAAUUUCAAUAUUUUAUAAAAGGGCAUUUGGGCAAAGUCCUGGAAAGAGACACUCAACAGAAGAAAAAGGGGCAAGGCUCGUUUCUGCAACUCCAAGCCUCCCCCCUCAGGUCUCCCAAAUGCCUUAAAAUUCCCAAUCCCGCCCCAAACACUUACCACUUGCUCGACGAAAUUCCUCAACCAAAAUCAAGCUAACCAUGGAGUCGAGCAUUUUGGAAUCCAUCGGAGUCGAGAUAAUAGGCGUGAUGUCUCCAGUUUCAAUUUGUAUGUUUUUGGUUGUUCUCAUUGUCUAUUCCCUCUCCCCAUCAAACCCUUUUUUGGUCGCUUCCUCAGCCCCGACGAUCCGCACCGCUGCCAACCUCGUCUACCUCGAGAGCCCUUCCGAUUCCGCUGCCCAGAAGCUGGAAGGCGCGCUACUCAAUGCGCUGGUGUUUGUUAUUCUCAUUGCCGUCUCUACUUUUCUUCUUGUUCUCUUAUACUAUUAUAAUUUUACGAACUUCUUGAAGAAUUACAUGCGCUUCUCGGCCUUUUUCGUGUUAGGUACAAUGGGGGGCUCAAUUUUUUUGUCAUUGAUUCAGCAUUUCUCAAUUCCUGUUGAUUCAAUUACUUGUAUUAUUCUGUUAUUUAAUUUUACAAUUGUGGGUGUAUUAUCGGUGUUUGCGGGUGGGAUACCUAUUUUUCUUAGGCAAGGAUAUAUGGUAGCUUUAGGGAUAUUCGUGGCAGUUUGGUUUACCAAGUUACCAGAGUGGACUACAUGGGUUUUGCUGGUGGCAUUGGCAGUAUAUGAUUUGGUGGCAGUUUUGGCACCUGGUGGGCCACUUAAGCUGCUGGUGGAGUUGGCUCAGACUCGAGAUGAGGAACUUCCUGCACUGGUUUAUGAGGCUCGGCCAGCAGUUUCACAAAAUAUGAAUAAUCAUGGUCGGAGUUUGGACCUUUUGAUUGGUGGAGUUUCAGAUUCAGGGUUGGUGGAAAUGCAAGCAAUGUCAGAUCACAAUGUGAAUCGAAAUGAGAGUGAAAAUUUUGUGAACUCUGAAUAUUCUGCCAUUCCGGUGAGGAAUUUUGGGAAUAUGGAAGGUGUAGGAAAUAGAAAUGAUACAGAGAGGUCCCCAUUAGUUGGUUUUUCUCGGGAAAGGCAUUCUUCAAGUAGUGAAUCAUUGGAGUAUUCAACUGUGGUUGGUAAUCAGGGUUCUGAAACUGUUGUGGAUGAGGAAAGGUCUCCUCUUGUUGAUACACUGGGAUUGGGGAACGGGAGGGAGCAGGUAAGAAGGGAUGCUUCUGAAAAUCCCAUGGUUGCCAUUAGAGGUAUAAAACUUGGUCUUGGAGAUUUUAUUUUCUACAGUGUUCUUGUGGGCAGGGCUGCAAUGUAUGAUCUUAUGACAGUAUAUGCAUGCUACCUUGCAAUUGUUUCGGGACUUGGCUGCACUCUGAUUUUGUUGUCAGUGUGCCGCCAAGCUUUACCAGCUCUCCCUAUUUCAAUAGCACUGGGUGUUGUCUUUUACUUCUUGACUCGUUUAUUGAUGGAACCUUUUAUUGUUGGGAUGGCAACAAAUCUGAUGAUGUUUUGAUCCUCUGUUAGUUGUAAGAGAGAGGAGGACAUUUUUAUGCUGUUAAAAGAAAUACUGAUGUCCUCAGAUGCAAAUUUUGUCUACGUUAUGGUUAGUAUUACUUACCAAAUAUCUUCUCACGUGCUCAUACAAGUUUCUCACGGUCAAAUUCUGUAAUUCGCUAAUGUAACAAUGUGAAGAUAAUCCUAGUGCAACUUGACUGCCCUCUUGGGUUUAGCUUUAUAGAAUUUCGAGCAUCUCAUGCUGAAGCAUAUUUCGAAUGCUUUGUUUGCAUACUUUCUUAUCGUGUUGAGAUGUUGAAAAAUACAAAUGUGGAAUUACAUUUUACAAAUUUCGAAUACCGUGCACCUUGUGUGGUCACAAACAGAUAUGCAGUUGUGUUUGCUUCUGUUAGUGCUCUAAACUGCUGUCAUACUCUAUAAAUUUGAUUUUAAGAUAUGUUUGUAUAGAUGAGAAUUUGAAAUGAAGGGUAGUUUGAAUUUGAUGGUAGUUUUGGUGCUUAUGAUUUAUACAUUUCUUUCAUUUAGAUUUUUUUUUUUGUAAUUUGUAACUGCAAUUGCAUUACCGACGCCCAAAGGGCAAAAUACAUACAUUGGGCCUAAAAGAACAUGCAUAUGUAGGAAGAAGGGCCGAAGUUCAGCUCAAAAACAAAUCAAAUACAAAGAAAAGCCUAGCCCAAAAAUCCCACCCAGCAACCCUAGGAAGAAGAUGAACCGAGUUGCUGCUCCUUUACCUUCAACAAGCUGGACCACCACAAGGAAUGGGAGUCACCAACGUCUAAGAGUCUCAAAGACCCAAGCAUUAAAGGAGCAGUAGAUCCAACCACCUCCAGUAACAGACCUCUAAACUCCUCCAACUCAGAUCAGUAUGUCUGGUAGGAGAGUGAUGUUGUAGAGCUACUUAGCAAUCUCAAUAACGUGUAGGAGAGUGAUGCUGUAGAGCUCCUCAGCAAUCUCAAUCUCAUGUAGUCUUCGGGGAUCAUCUUCGUAAACCUGAGACACCGACAUCACGCAUGCUGAUUUCCCUCUCACUAGGGCAAAGGUAGUUUUUAGAUCCAAGAACUAACAAAUACAACCAAAUCUUCGCAAACUCAACUUUGUUAGAAUAUUUGAUCUUCUGCAUGUUUCUCCCAUCUUGAAGCUCCAAGAUUAACAAGCCAAAAGCCCAAACCUACACUAUCAACAACCAACUCGAGAUGGGGAGGGAAGUCGACACCCUGUCGGAGCAAAAAGAGAGCCUUCCCCUUCCCUUUUGAAAUAGAAGAGUUGAGAGCAAAUUCUCUUCCUAGAAUUCUAGAGAGAAAUAGAUUAGAUGGUUCUCCCUUUACAGGUUAGAUUAUCUCAAAAUUUGGAAGCUUGUAUAGAUGCAUAGAUUCUUUGCAAUGUGUUGUCCUUGUUUGAUUGUGUACUAGAAUUUAUGGGUGGCUAUAAUAAUGAUAAGCAAACUCUUACUUCUUGUUUAUAUUAUUAGUUUGUUGCUUGUAAUUUUAUAAUGGUGCAGUGGAUGGAACAUUUCUGCAAGCCAAAAAGGGUCUUCUGUUUUCACAUUGUUUGGAAUGGUUUUAUGCAAGAAUUUAAUUUAAUUUAAUUUUUAUUAAAAAUUUUAAUUUAAAUAAUUUUGUAACAAUUCAUGUAUUUGGAAUAAAUUUCAAAAUUAUUAUAUUAUUUUUUUUCUUAUAUGUAAUGACUUGUACUAUCUGCCAUAUAAUAAUAAUAAUAAUAAUAAUAAUAAUAAUAAUAAUAAUAAUUAAUUAAUUAAUUUAAAAUUAUGGGAGAAACUCUCUUAAUUCAUAAAGAAAAUCACAAGCAGUGACUAGUUUAGAGGGGAAAAACAAAAACAAAAACAAAACAUUAAAAACAAACGCAUCCAAACAGGUCUUAAACUCCAUUCGCAAAGGAAAAACAAAAAAAAGCUCCUAAACGACGCGUUGGUGCCGUUAAAAUCUUGCAAAAGUAUAAAAAUGAAACCCUAAAAAUUCAUUAUGCAGAGAAGAAGACGAGCUAUGGAGGCCAAUCCUGGAAAUCGGAAUACGAAAUUCCAAAUUCAGCUUUAAAGAUCUCUUUUGCAUCUCUAUCUCCUGCAGACGCCUCCACCGAUUAUCCACUUAGGACUCUCUCUGGUCUCAUCUCCUCUUGUCAGACUUCCCUUCACCAUCAUCCCCGCGACGAACCCUACCAUCAACACCUGCAGUUCAACCUCACCAUUGGUCUAAUCCACCCACAGAACCAGGUUUCGGAGGGAGACGGAAAGGAAGGUGGUGGCACAGAGGAGGGCGGUGCUUAGUAAAGAGAGUGAAAUUGUGGAGCGCCAGAGGAAGAUAAAGGGAAAGAGAGACUCAAUUGCGUCACAAGACUCAGAAAAUGGGGGCAUCCUCUACCGAAUUGUCCAUUUUAUACAAGGCAAGCUUCUGUGGCUUUGAAUGUGUAGCAACCAGAGGUGGUUAGGGGUAGCAAAGGCAACUAGCGGAGCAAUAUGUACUUUCUUUUAAUCACAGUUCAUUCUCUUGAAAUGGAGCUUAAGCUUUGCAAGCAACAAAUACAGGCUUCAAUAAGGCCUAUGUAAGUAUUGACGUCUCAUUACGUCCAACAGUACUUGUGUAUAAGAAUAUUUGUAUUGCUCGUUAAUUUUUAUGGCAGAGGGAUGAGAAGCAGAGGCUUGGGACUGCAAA
Molecule: messenger RNA, 4255 nt
Organism: Hevea brasiliensis (rubber tree)
Lineage: Eukaryota; Viridiplantae; Streptophyta; Magnoliopsida; Malpighiales; Euphorbiaceae
Product: presenilin-like protein At1g08700
Exons: 4
Coding region: 220-1587 (455 amino acids)
Biological process (GO): protein processing
Cellular component (GO): membrane; nucleus
Molecular function (GO): aspartic endopeptidase activity, intramembrane cleaving
Source: RefSeq, a predicted model, not a curated record